Molecule: messenger RNA, 2334 nt
Organism: Capronia epimyces CBS 606.96
Lineage: Eukaryota; Fungi; Ascomycota; Eurotiomycetes; Chaetothyriales; Herpotrichiellaceae
Exons: 1
Coding region: 1-2334 (777 amino acids)
Biological process (GO): rRNA processing
Cellular component (GO): nucleus
Source: RefSeq, a predicted model, not a curated record
AUGCAGGCUGACAGCUCUCUACGAGCCAUCACCAAUCGCCUCAGCGUGACGCCAGUCGAAGAUCUGCCUCGAAUCUGCGGCUUUCUCGCCAAUCAGCUGGCCAACUGUUCACUCGAAUCGCAAUUCUCCGGCCUCAAGGGUAGCAGCUCGUCUGUCACCACCCACAAGCUGAAGACACGGAUUGGUUCUCUGCUCCAAGACAGAUCUGCAUCUGGGCGACUGGCUGCUGCAGUCCUUAUCAAGGCGGUCGUCGAGCAUGGCGGUUCCAACGCAGUCUCGGCUUCUGAGGGCUGGGCCAGAGGUCUGCUUGGUUGUUUGAAUAAACCCGAUGCCACCGAACUCAAGAAGCUCUAUUUGAUUACCACUACCCGCAUCUUCGUCCUCACACAGAACCACCCUCAUCUGUUGCGGGAGGUUACAACUCCGCUGCUCCCGCACUUCAUCAAAACCUGCCUUGUCCUAAUCAAGCCCGUCGAGACCCAAGGUGGCGAGCGGUCUACCCGAGUCCCAAGCCCUUUACUGGACACUGUACUGAGAUGCUGGGCCCAGCUAUUGCCUCAACACGCAACAGUUUUCCGUCCAGAGCUUGCGCGCAUCAAGGCGAUCUGUCAUGGCCUGCUGGGGAGCGAGGAGUCAUCUACUUCGUCCAGAGAAUUGGCAAUCAAGCUCCUAUGCCUGCUAUUGUCAUGCGCUUCAAAGAAUACCUUUUCUCAGGAAUGGUCUCAGAUUGUCCUCAAAAUCAUCAGUGCCGCGCAUGAAACUGUGGACCAACUGUUCAGAGCUGUGCUCGAAGAAUAUGAAUCAAACGAUCCUGCUCGCCAACAAUCGAUUGGUAAACAAGAUUUCUCCCACGAACCACAUCUUGUCGGGCCUGAUUCAACUGGGCUGGAGCCAUGGACUGGCAUCUAUCAGGGGAGCUUGAGACUUUCAACAUUGCUGGCCUGGCUCGGAAGUCUCCUUUCAACACCUGAAUCUCAGACUGUGGGCGUUCCGGUGGGUAGAAUCGUUGACCUCACCGCACGGAUUGCGGCAGUGACUGUCCCGACAAGCCCUGAGCCCUUGAAAUACCAUAAAGAAGCAAGUAGGGAGGAGAAGGAAGAACUCAGAAUGAAUCUUCCGCUCCUCCAUGUGUCUUGUCUGCGUCUGCUGCAUAUCAUGUGCACAACUUAUGGGCAGGCCCUACUGUCCAUAUAUCGAACCAUGGCCAGUCAAGCUGCAGCUUUGCUCCAAGCCUUACCCGACCAGGAAGGAGUCCGACAGGGCGUCUACGACAUCUUCGGUUUCUUAUUGGAAGCAUCGAAUCCAAAUGAUAUCGCAUUGUCCCGAGAUGGUUUCUCAGCACUAGUCACAGAAUGCUGCUAUGAUUUGAGGAGGGCCGUGCCAGGGCUAGAGGUCCGGACCAAGACAAAUGAUGCUACAGAGGCAUCGCUGAAGGUGAACUCUGCCCUCACUGCGAACAAUACCCAGGAGAAGAGUGCCAGAUAUGCUCGACCUUUCUUAGAAAGGCCCGACGUUUACGCUAGUGCUUGGAGCUUGCUGCCCAAACUCCUCAAACACGGAUCAUGGCCACCAGCUCCCCGACAGUUAAGGACAGAGAUGGAUAGGCUGUCCGUGUUGCUCGGCCAUCGAGAAGCCAUGCUGGCAAGCGUGAUGCGCCCAGUGCUAUCGAAGAGCGGCAAAGCGAACGGCCCUAGUCUGCUGCCAUUUCUUGCAAGGUCGGCUGCCAACGAUUUCACGGUUGAGGCAUUACUCAGGCCUCGAAUGCCUGUCGUACAAGUGGAUCCAUCCCCUGCGCCGCAUUCUCCACUCCCCCAAGUCUCACCAGAGCCGGAGAGCGAAGAAGAUGAUCGUCAGCCUAGUGACGAUACGCGGGCCCAAGUCGUUGGCGACUCUUUCACUGAACAAGACAGCAGCUCACGUAGGGCUGUGGAGGGAAUUGUGAGCGGAAAUGGGCUUCAGGACAUUGUUACCAAGAAACGCACAUAUAUCGACGUCGACGAGAGUCUUCCAGAAAUUACCAUCCCACAAGAGACGAACGAAGAGAGGGAGGCCAAGCGGCUGCGACCAGAGCAAGGUCUUACCUACGCAUCGACAUCGAUACGAGAGGAAUGGUCGAAGGAAGACGCGGCGAGGGACAACCUUCCUGAAACCAGAUCGGCGAGCUCUCUAGCCGGUGCUGACAGCCGACCGCAGAUGGGAAUCUCGGCAUCAGAUCCAGUCUCCGGUCCCUCUGGAAGGAGAGGACCAGCUGUAGAACCGGAUGGCGAUGAUAGUGACGAUUCUGAGAUCCCGACGAUUGAUGCUGGCCUGGAUACCGACGAAGAGGACGAAUAA